UGUUCAUCUAUUUGUUCGUUCAUUUUGAUUGUCUGGUUGUCGCAGUGGUGACCUGGUUGUUACACACCUCCGUCGGCUAUUCACAUCGUCAAUCGCAUGAUGAGAGUUCUCAUGCGGCACUUCACCCAGUAUCCGCGUAGCUAAUCCUACCAAGUUUCGUCAGAAUGAAGGUCUUCUCCAUCAUCACAGCCCUUGCCGCGGCGGGCGUCGCCCUCGUAUCUGCCCAGGGCACAAUCGACGACAACUCCGACUCCUUCCCCGAAGACCUCAACGGCUCCAACUUCACCUACCCAUGGCCCGUCAAGUUGUACAAGUUCACCUCCCAGCUGCAGGAGCUAGAGAUGGCCUUCAUGGACAUCAAGCCAAAGUGCGCUCCCAAUGGAAAAACUGCCGUCCUCUUCCAUGGCAAGAACUUUUGCGGCCCGACGUGGGAGACCACUAUCCGUGUCCUCGCUCAGUCCGGCUACCGCGUCAUUGCCCCGGAUCAGAUUGGCUUCUGCAAGUCAUCCAAGCCUGAGCGCUACCAGUUCUCUCUGCAACAGUUCGCGACCAACACCAACGGUCUCUUGAAGACACUUGGCAUCGAGAGCGCUACCGUCAUGGGCCACUCCCUCGGUGGUAUGCUCACUACCCGUUACGGCCUGAUGUUCCCCGACGAAGUCGACGAGAUGGUCCUCGUCAACCCCGUCGGCCUCGAGGACUACAAGGCGCUCGGCGUUCCCUACCUCCCCAUCGACGACAACUACGUGACGGAGCGCGCCAGCUCCUACGCCUCUAUCAAGGGAUACGAGCAGGCGACCUACUACGUCGGAGAGUGGAAGGACGAAUAUGACACCUGGGUCAAUAUGCUGGUCAAUAUCUACAAGGGCUCCAAGGCCGACACCUACGCGCUCAACCAGGCCCAAAUCGUCGACCUCGUCCUCACGCAGCCCGUCAGCUAUGAGUUCUCUCUAGUCAAGCCCCGCACUCUGCUCAUGAUCGGCGAGAAGGACAACACCGCCAUCGGAAAGCAGUGGUCUCCUCCCGAUGUCGCCGCGAAGUUGGGCAACUUUGCUGCUCUCGGCCCUGCUGUUGCUGCCCAGAUCCCCAACGCGACUCUUCACACCUUCCCCACGCUUGGUCACGCGCCUCAGAUCUCCCAACCAGAGGAGUUCCAUGACGCGCUUGUCGCCUGGUUGUCCAAAUAGGUGGUCAGUGAAAGGCGUGUCCUAGAUGGGGCUCGACGAGGAGUGCGCUUAAGAAAUACCACGUAAUACUGUAAUACCUAUACACAGCC
Colletotrichum acutatum is the source of this 1276-nucleotide messenger RNA. Its product is annotated as Alpha/Beta hydrolase protein. The record is from RefSeq and is a predicted model, not a curated record. The transcript has a single exon. Lineage: Eukaryota; Fungi; Ascomycota; Sordariomycetes; Glomerellales; Glomerellaceae. The coding region runs from base 165 to 1187 and encodes 340 amino acids.